Messenger RNA from Angiostrongylus costaricensis, 3738 nucleotides. The record is from the annotation of a GenBank genome assembly. NCBI's taxonomy places the organism in Eukaryota, Metazoa, Nematoda, Chromadorea, Rhabditida, Metastrongylidae.
GACGCUGAGGACAAAUUAUUCUUUAUAUCAUUCUCUAACCUCUCAAUGUCGAAUGCAUGGAGCAUCCCUCAGGAAUUGAUCAACACCGAAUGCUUUAUCCUUUAUCCUUUUUAUGACACUCAUGUUUUUAGGACUAAUUUUGACACUAACUUUGAGGACCGAAAUGCUUACGUGACUGGUGUUUCGAAAUACAUCGAGGAAGCCACACGUCAUGCUCUCUUUAACGAUCUCCUAACAGAAGGGCUGCAACAUGCGGCUAACCUUUACACUUGGAGAUGCUGCUCUCGGGCGGCCCCAACGGUGAAAUCAAACGACCAACCUAAUCGUGUGGAAAUCAACAUGAAGGUCGUCGAGGUUCUGAAGCCGGAAGUUGACAAAUUGCAAAGGUUCAUGUUGUUUACGAACGAUGCUAUUGCACGUUUUUGUGAAGAAGUGAGGCGUCUCUGUCAUGUAGAAAAGCGAAAAGAUUUUGUCUCUGAAGCGUAUCUUUUGACGCUUGGUCGUUUCUUGAAUAUGUUUGCCGUACUGGAUGAGCUGAAAAACAUGAAGGCGUCUAUAAAAAAUGACUUCUCGGCCUUUAGAAGAGCAGCUCAAUUUCUUCAAGUAAUGUCAGAUACUCAAACUAUCCAUGAUAUGCAAAACCUCAGCAUGUUCUUAGCUACGCAGAACAAAAUUAAGGAUGACCUUCGAGCGAGGAUGGUUAAGAUUGAAGCUUAUGAGGAACUACUUGCUGAUGUUAUUAAUAUUUGUGCCCACAUGUUCGAAAACCAGCUAUAUCUAACGCCAUCAGAGCGCCACAUGUUCGUUAAAGUGAUUGCUUUCUCUCUUUUUCUUAUGGAUGGUGAUGCUGCAAAUGUAGCCAAGAUGGACCAGAAAAAGCGUCUAAAUAUUGGUCGCCUAGAUAAGAUCUUCAAGUCCCUGGAAGUAGUUCCUCUUUACGGUGAUAUGCAAAUUCAACCAUUUUCUUUCGUUAGGAGAUCUCAAUUUUAUGACCCAAGUAAAUGGAUUUUAAGCGAUAAAGAAGGUGAAAAGUGUCAUGUAAAUAUCGUCGACAAGGUGAAAAGAAUAAGAGCUGAUCAUGAAUCGUACGUAACUCAACUGGCCAAACUAAAUAACAGUGUCGCCAUUAGUGACCGCGUUUCAUUCAACUCAGACGCAGAGAACCGUGAACUUACUUCACUGGCUUUGAGUGGAGUGCAGUUGUUGUGUCAGUGGACGGCAGAUGUGGUGGAGACUGUUAGUUGGAAAUUACUUCACCCCACAAACAGUAGGGAUAACAAAGAAUGUCCUGAAACAGCGGAAGAAUACGAACGGGCUACGAGGUACAAUUACUCGGCAGGUGAGAAGACAGCCCUUAUACAAACCAUCUGUAUGAUCAAAGGAUUGCAGUCGCUCUUAGGACGGAUUGAAUCUUCGCUCUCACACGCUAUAAGACGUCACAUCUACAGCGAAUUGCAAGGAUUUGUUCAACAUGCUUUCAACGAUUCAUUACAAAAAGCCGUCAAAGGCAAAAAGGAUCUGCUGGUGAGCAUCCUUCAAUCAGUGCGCGAUACGUGUGUAGAUGCAUAUUCCUCUGGUUCUGAAUCUCGUCCGUCAAUGGAAAAGUUGAAAAAGCGCCAAGGAAAGGAAUCCACUGCCAGUUCUAGCAGUGAUCUUCGAAUAGCUCGAAGAGCGUCGCCACCAGCACCGAGUAGCACUCAGCUCUACAUGGCUAGGACCCAGUUGGAGUCAUUGAUAUCCGAGCGAGUUAGCGGUGGAAAACGAGUCCUAAGAAAGGAAUUGGAUGCGAAAACAAUAGAGCGAAUUUCUAUUUUUCUGAGGAAAUCAACACACUGGCCAGCUCUUUUUCGUCUUUCUGAUUCCUUAUCUGAAGCAGCAGAGUUAAGUCAACUUUGGUUCCGAGAGUUCUAUCUCGAGAUGACUAUGGGACAGCGGAUUCAAUUCCCAAUUGAGAUGUCUAUUCCAUGGAUUCUGACGGACCAUAUUCUAACAAAUGCCGACUCAUCAUUGGUUGAAGGUGCUUUGUAUCAGCUUGACUUGUACAAUGACGCCGCUAAUUACAGUCUCUUCAAUUUUAGGAAGCGCUUUCUUUUCGAUGAGUUUUUGAAAUUCAGCAACAUUUUCAGCAUGAUGCUGGACAAACGUUUUAAAUUGGAAUGUCAGAGAGCUGGAGUUACAAUACGAACUCCUCCAGCUGGUCGCUUUGACGGCAUACUUCGACAGAGACAUGUUCAGUUGCUCGGUCGCUCAAUCGAUCUAAAUCGCCUUGUUUCUCAACGUAUCAGCAUCGCUCUUCUGAAGUCUCUUGAUACUGCUAUUUGGAUGUUUGAAAGUACUGAGCUCUCAAGUAUAGUGGAACUUGAUUUCUUGAUUGAAACUAAUCGCUUAUGUCACACUCUGCUACGUGACCGGCUGUUUUCUGUUCCAGAUUUUAACGACCUUUUUCUGGAGGCAAAUCAUAAUGUCUCUGCACCACACGGCCGCAUCACAUUGCACGUGUUCUGGGAACUAAACUAUGACUUUGUCCCUAAUUUUAUCUACAACGGAUCAACACAUCGUUUCGUUCGUGCAAAAGAGGUGUUCCGAAAGACUCCCGCUCGUGAAAGAAAGCCUCAAGUUUCACUCGUUUACCUUUGGGGAUCGAAGUCUUUAAAUGCUGCAUUUGCUAACAUUUUCUUCUCAUAUGCUCGUUUCAUAGGAAUUCCACACCUCAAGACGAUCGCCCGUUUGUUGCAGUAUCAAGGUGUUGCGGUUAUUCUUGAAGAACUUCUAAAGCUCGCACGUGUCUUGAUUUCUGAUAAACUGAAACGUCAUCUUAGGUCUAUCUAUUCUGUGUUGCCAAAAUUGUGCAAACUUCCAAGAAGCGACUAUGGAAGCCCAGGUGUUCUUCAAUACUACUUUCAUCAUCUUGAUGGAGUUGGAAAAUAUAAUGAGUUGAAAGGAGAAUUCUGUCAGGAUCUCCGAGAACUCGGAAAUAUCAUUCUGUUCUGUCAGCAGCUAGAGUUAGGAAUGGCCCAAGAAGAGGUCCAAGAUCUUUUAGCUGCUGCUGCAUUUACGAAUGUUAUUCCAAAGCCACCUGCCAGGAACGUCGUAGAACAGGAAAAGCAGCUCGCCAAACUUGAAGAGAAGUAUUCCCGAAUCCAACUGACAAGCGUCGUCGAAAAAUUUGGUGAUGAAAAGCAAAUCGCCAUUUCAAAAGAAGCAGAACUUUUGACGAAGGAGCGUUUGUGUUGCGGACUUAACAUUUUCGACAUGUUUCUAAGGAAAAUCCGCCAAAUUCUAGGAGAUGAUCCUAUUUGGACCGGUGGAUAUCCGGCAAACGGCGUAAUGUGGGUUGAUGAGUGCGUGGAGUUCCAUCGCGUUUGGUCCGCCCUUCAAUUUUUCAUUUGUCAACCGUUAACCAAUGAAGCUGAAAAGGAAUUGUUCGGUGACUCUUUACAGUGGGCAGGCAUGUCCAUCAUUUAUUUGUUGGGCCAACAACGGCGAUUUGAAGUGCUCGAUUUUUGUUACCAUCUUCAUCGAAUCCAAAAAUUUGAUGGUAAAGACGAGGUUGUUAAUGGAGUUCGUUUACUUGAUGUCGUGGAUCGCAUACGCCGUUUCCAACUGCUCAACUCUCAAAUCCUCUCAGUUCUCGUCAACUACUUAAUACCGAACGAGGAGUAUGAAGAAGAACAUGUGAGGGAAUUCAUGCCGCCCACACAUUCGUCUCUUAUUGGAGUUUACCCGGUGGGGUCCUAA